This is a messenger RNA of Drosophila elegans, 1043 nucleotides long. RefSeq names its product nuclear RNA export factor 1 (gene nxf4). Gene Ontology annotation, molecular function: RNA binding. Gene Ontology annotation, cellular component: nucleus. The coding region runs from base 53 to 883 and encodes 276 amino acids. The transcript has a single exon. Lineage: Eukaryota; Metazoa; Arthropoda; Insecta; Diptera; Drosophilidae. Gene Ontology annotation, biological process: poly(A)+ mRNA export from nucleus. The record is from RefSeq and is a predicted model, not a curated record.
CAUUUAGCACAAGGGUUUGUUCCGUUCCUUUCGAUAAGCGAGACGUAAAAAUAUGUUCGUUACACCGCGUCGAAACUCCAGUGAAGGACCUUUGUGCCACUCCACACCGAGGUCCGAUAGAUACGAACCUCGACCGAAGCCCAACCUUCCCGUGAGCGUCUAUGGCUGGUACCGAGUGCUCAUAUUCAGCAGCGAUCGUCGACAGUCCAUCAACCGAGUGAUGAGGCAACUCCGGAGGAGCCUGUGUCCGCUGAAGCUGGACCCCCGUUACCUGCACUCCGGCGGGGAACCUGAUGUGGCUGAGGACUUCGGCGCCUUAUGCACGUUCUACGUCGACGGGUACAACAUAGCGAGCGCCCUGUUUCGCCUCGGACGGCUUGAUGAACGGGUGUGGCUGAUGGUCAGCGACCGGAUGCCCCGGAUCCGGAUCGAUUCGGAAUACCGGAGGCGGCUGAGGCGGGUGCUCCUGACCAGAUAUGACCGCCAGCAGCGCAGCCUGGACCUCACUCUGUUCCACAACGACGAGGCCUGGCGUGGCGAAUUCUGCGCCCUAGCUCAGCCGGACUGCAUGAGCACGGUGAUCGGCAUUAUGGAGCGGGAGAUGCCGGAGCUGGGGCGUUUGAUUCUGGACCGGAACCACCUGACCCACCUGUGGCCCUUCGACCGAAUCGAGCGGCGUCUGCCGCGGCUUCAGUGCGUCUCCCUGAAAUACAACGACAUCGAAAGCCUUUACUUGCUGCGCGUCUUCCGAUUUCUGACCCUAGUCGAGCUGAACCUCGAGAGGAAUCUGCUUCCGGCAGGCUACGAAAGGGACGUUCCAUAUCUAUGGCCGAGCCUGGAGGUGCUCAAUGAAAGUCCAGUGGAGCAAACGUACGGGUACUAGUCGGGUUCAGAAAGCUUUUGAUGCAAAACAAUGGUGACUACGACCAUGCGGUUUGGGUUUUCUAUAGAAUGAGUGAUCACGAUCUAUUAGUUAAAAAAUUAUGUUUUGUUGUUUCUGGUUUAUUUGUGGAUUCUAUUAAAAUUUGGUUAUGUUUCCCAAA